Cantharellus anzutake is the source of this 1552-nucleotide messenger RNA. RefSeq lists its product as uncharacterized. NCBI's taxonomy places the organism in Eukaryota, Fungi, Basidiomycota, Agaricomycetes, Cantharellales, Hydnaceae. The transcript is spliced from 6 exons. The record is from RefSeq and is a predicted model, not a curated record. The coding region runs from base 330 to 1193 and encodes 287 amino acids.
CAGGUUCUUGGUCGUGUGGGGUGCAUUACCAACACCCCCGCCAAUUGCGCGAUGCCUUCGUCUUCCAACACAUCUAACGAGCAGGUCAGGGGCUGCGGUUUUCAAUACAUCAGCUGCAUGGAUAUCGAGUCAGGGAGAUGCAGUUCAGAGGCUGGUGCACAUCAUUGUCUUCGCUCUGACGUUACUGGCGCCUUGUUCCAAAAUAGGAAGGUUGUGGUAAUGAAGUAACAUCGUGCAUGCGUCCACCACUUGGUACGAGUUUGCGCUGCGAUACGUAAUCAGCCUCCAAUCUCAACUCGAGUCCCACUCCAUCCAUCUGCUAUCACCCCAUGGCCCCUCUGCGUACUGAAGGGAUGGGUCUCAACUCAGUUCCUCAUCCAGUGAACCGCGAUACAUUCGCGUCUAAUGUGGCGUAUCCGCCGGGCACGAUUCUUCUCCAUGGGGAUGAGAUCGAGGACGAGGACCCGGAGAGUUUUUUUGAGACGCAACUCGGCUUCAAUGUUCUUCAUUCAUCUAUUGAGCCCAUUGACAACGACAGCACCAAAUCCCAUAGUCUCGCGCAGACAUCUGCUACUUACUCCACCAUCUCUGGGUUUUCGACUUUUUCUGGUGGAUCACUUAUACCGUUUCGGAGAGCCGGGUGCACAUAUCCCCUAAGGGAUCUCUGCGAAGAAGUCAUCGAGAAACACGUUUGGCUUCAAAUAGCAAGGAUCGUCAGCACAUCCUGCUAUUGUUUCUAUCGGAACUUGAUCCUACAUCGUUUCCUUCUCUUUCAAUUAAGGCGUCCGGAGAAAAAGGAUAUAUGGAUGCGGAUUGAUCGAACUGCUGGAUUGAGUUUGUUCCGGCUCAUUAUGAAACGUGGCAAAACGCAUAUCGGCGAUAUCUUCUCAGCGGCGAAGGAAGCGCUCAUUAAAAGAGCGCGCCGGGAGAAUGACCAAACAUUUAAAAGACUACCCUUUCUUGGUGAUUUUUGUAUCUUCUUUCGUGUUAUAGCCGAAGAAAUGCUAGAGUAUAAAACUUGGCCGGAGACCUCUUGGGUGUUCUGUUCAAUCGUACAGGAGUAUCUCGGGAUCUCAGGAGACGGACACUACGCAUUCGGCGGUCCAAUUACUCGUAACACGGCGCCUCUGAUUCGAAGCAGAAUAUUGCGAAUGGUGACCUAUGUAACACCGAACACGGUGAGCCACAUGUAGUACGAUUAAUCGGGAGGUUUUUGACAUAGCGGAAGAUCAUGGCGAAAAGCUACCAAGGGGCAGGUCUCGAUACCCCUCACUAUUCCCAAGGCGUCGAAUCUGUUCCUCACUUUUGUCCCGGCACAUCGGCAACACAGGAAACUUCCCCAAUAUCACAACACCCUCCCUGGUUUCUGGAACUUCUUUUGGAGCUUUCAAAAGUUGACGGUCGCAAUCUCACUGGGAGAAUAAACCAACAUAAGGUUUUAAAAGGCCAUGGUAGCUUUGGGAAAAUUUAUCAAGGAGUUUACGAAGGGGAAACUGUGUGUGUUAAGGUCCUGAAGGAAAUUCGGACUUCUGCGAGCGAGGGGGUCAUCACA